Messenger RNA from Fundulus heteroclitus (mummichog), 6912 nucleotides. RefSeq names its product trinucleotide repeat containing adaptor 6B (gene tnrc6ba). The transcript has 22 exons. The record is from RefSeq and is a predicted model, not a curated record. The coding region runs from base 314 to 6529 and encodes 2071 amino acids. Gene Ontology annotation, biological process: positive regulation of nuclear-transcribed mRNA poly(A) tail shortening; miRNA-mediated post-transcriptional gene silencing. Gene Ontology annotation, cellular component: nucleoplasm; P-body. Gene Ontology annotation, molecular function: nucleic acid binding. Lineage: Eukaryota; Metazoa; Chordata; Actinopteri; Cyprinodontiformes; Fundulidae.
GAGCAGCAAAAUGGCCGCCCGUCAACCGACUGACUCCACAGCGCUUUGAAAUUUAAAAUUCUUCUGCACAUUAGGGUUUACACUUUGAACGUUAGUACUUAUUUGCAAACCGGUAGCUUGUUGUUCUGCGCGCGUCUGCAUCAUCAGCCGCUUACUUGACUCUCCGCUCAGGCGUCCUAGUUCUUGUAGCCUCGACGAAUGCCUCAAAAAGAGAAAGAUCGCACUGAAGCACUUUAGCUGAGCUAGCUAGCGGGCUAGCAUCUCUUCAUAUGUGAUUCCCGAGAAAGCAGAAUCUGGUCAGGAGCAGCAGUUCAUGGAAGACAAGAAAAGGAAAAAAGAAGACAAACGGAAAAGGGAAGCCUCUCAGAAGGUUGCAGAGCAAAAAAACAAAGUGACAGACGUGACCAAGCCGGCUGCUGCCCAGUCUCCUGCCGCCCAGAGCAGCUCAGCCUCCCCCAGCCCUGGACCCACCCCCACUGCCUCUCCGUCCCCAGCGACCUCAGGCCCUGGCAGCGCUGCCACCCCGUCUCAGGGCGGCAACAAUGCCAAGCGCCUGGCAGUGGCCAACGGACAGCCCACCCCCAACGCCAGUUCUUCCUCCGCCGCUGGCGGCCCCGGCGCUGCAGCGAGCAGCGGCACAGGUGGCGGAGGCGGCACCCAGGCGCCUCAGCAGCCGUCGCGCUACAUGCCGAGAGAAGUGCCGCCGCGAUUCCGCUGCCACCAGGACCAUAAAGUGCUACUGAAGAGGGGGCAGCCGCCGCUGUCCUCCAUGCUGCUGGGAGGAGGGGGAGGAGGGGAUGGCCCAAACCCAAACAUGGCUGCUGUCUCAGAUUCUGCAUCUUCAUUGGCUCUCACCUCAUCAGUUGCUGCUUCUACUUCUAAUUAUGCAAAUUCCAUGUGGGGGUCGAGCUCGGGCAGCCAGGCCUCCUCUCAGGGCAAGGAGAAGGUCAUUGUUGACGGCAACGACCUGGAGGAGUGGCCCAGUAUCGCUGGCAGCGACGGAGGAAACGGCGGCAACAGCGGGAUGCCUGUGAAUAGCGUCAGUGCCUCUGGCAACCAACCCUCACCCACUUCCUCAUUCUCUCUGCCCAAUGAAUGUAUGCAGUUGUCCAACAGUGCGGCGUGGGGGACAACUGCCUCCCAGGGUCAUCUAGGAGGAGGUGCUGCUGUAGCUCCAGCUGGGCCUCUGCCGCAGCACACCUCCUCACUUUCCAAAGCCCCCACUGUGCCCGGGUGCCACGAUGCCAGUGGCCCCCUGGAUGGUAGCAGUGGGGUUCCAGGUGCCAACUUCAGUCCAAAUGCCAACCCUUCAGCCUGGCCUGCUCUGGUGCAGCAGGACCCCCCCACCGCUGCAGGGGAAGGAGCUCUGACUGCAUUCCAUCACCAGGGCUCUGGAGGGUCUGCCAACAACUCCGCCUCCGUGGGGCUGGGGGGCGGGGCCGUCGGUGUGCUGGGGGGCCACCCGUCUAUAUCUGUGAAUCAGUCGAACGCCCAUCAGCACCAACUUCACCAAAUGCAAUCCAGAGACAGAGAGGCUGGAGGGGGGAAGUGGGACAGUGAAUCAGCGGGACCAAAAAUUUCAGGUGGGGAAGGGAUCGGGGGAGGAAUGGACCAUGGAGGAGGAGGAGGAGUAGGCAGGGUGGGGGCAGGAGAGCCUAGCCAAACCCCGUCCUGGAGAGGCCAACCUUCUUGCUCCGCAGCUUACUCCAAAACGGGUGUCUCAAGGACUGAUGGGUGGGAGGGCGGGGGAGGCGGGGGAUUGGGUGCAGCACAGGGGGACAAAGGGACGUCGGGGUGGGGAUACCCCAGCUCCACUAGUGGCAGUGCUGAAAAUGGGGGUAACUGUGGUCAAACCUCCGGGGCAUCUCAGGGAGGGUGGGGGUUAUCGGCGGCAGGAACGGAUAGAGGGGUUUCUGGUGGUUGGGGCGGUGGCUCUGCGGGGGGAUCAAACCCAGGAGCUGAUGAAAUGGGCAACUGCAGCAGCAACAGCAGCAGCAGCGGUGGAAGCACUGCAGGCAACCCUGCUGCCGCUCCUCCAUCAUCAUCAUCAGCUGCCGCCGCCGCUGGCAGAGCCUGGGACAAUCAGAAAGGAGAGGCUGAAGUGGGGGAAUGGGGCGAUGGGGCGGGGGGACAAGGGGGGUCUUCAUCCAGCGGUGGGAAUUCCAGGAGUGGAAGCGUGCCGAACGGUAACCGUAUCCGCCGGCAGGCACCCAACGCUGAGGCUGCCUUACAGAACCUGCUCAGUCGGACCGAUCUGGAUCCCAGAGUCCUGUCCAACUCGGGCUGGGGCCAAACGCAGAUCAGGCAGAACACCGCGUGGGAGCUUGAAGAGUACGGAGGGCAAAGCAAAGCUGGACCGCCUUCGUCGAAGCACCCGGCUGCUCUCGGGGGCCCCACCCAGUACUGCGGCGGACCCAGGACCCUAAGCACUGAUUCAGCGGCUCCAGGGGUCGGUCCGUCCUUGGUUCCUUCUACUGGGUCUUCUGGGGAGGGAUGGGAAAGCAGCAACAGCAGCGGCAGCGGAGCAUCUCUGUCUGGGAGAGCCCCCCCACCUGCAUGCACCAACAUGAGGAGUCAUGGCGUCUCACAAUCUGUGGCUGCGUCCUCUUCUGCGCCCGGUAUGGGGUCAGGGAUGAUGCCCGGGGGCCAGGCUAAAGCUACGGGUUGGGUCGGCGGGGGAAAUGGUGCCGGGGAAAGUCACGAGGCCAAGGACUGGGGGGCUGAAGAUUGGAGGAGUAACAGCCGAGCAGAAAAGGGAGGAGGGUGGGGGGAUGUUGGACAGAAGGGUAACGCACUGAGCGGACGAUGGGGAGAUGGUCACCACGAAAAGGGGGCUGAGUGUUGGAAAGACGUGGGUGGGGGCGACGAGGGAAGUGGGUGGGGAUCAAAGCAAAAGGUUGGGUCAGGGAAAAAUUGGUUGGAGCAAGAAUCAAAGCCAAGCGGAGGAGGAGGAGGAGGUUGGGACGAUGAGAGGAGGAACGGAGGACACUCAGGGGGGGAGUCGGGUGGGGGAGGCUGGGGGAAUUGGGACAGCGGUGCACCCCGGAGGAGCUGGGGUGCCGGAGGCACAGGGGGAGGGGGGGUGGAUGGGGGCAUGGGGUCCAAACCUCAUCAGGGUUGGAGUGGAGGAAACAAAAUGCACCAGAUGCCAAACAGCCAGUCGGGCUCCAUCUCAAGCCCACCGGCACAACUGCAACCGCAACAAUCACAGCCCCGCAAUCAGAAUCCACAGCUGCAGCAAGCGUUGGACCAAGGGGUUAUGCAAGGGGGCGGGGGGCGGAAGCUCGCCCCUCAAGCCCAGGCGCAGAACCAAAGCUCAGGCUGGAACUCGGGACCUAUUCCUGGCGUCUCUGGCGGAGGCGGGAGCGGACCUGAACCGAGCGGCUGGGAGGAGCCGUCCCCGCAGUCGAUAAGCAGGAAGAGCGAGAUAGACGACGGGACAUCAGCGUGGGGAGACCCGACACAUUACAAUUACAAGCCGGUCAACCUGUGGGAUAAAAACAGCGGGUCUGCUAGCCAGCAGCCGCAUGGGCCGGCUCAGCCGCAGCAGCCGCCGCCGCAUCAGCAGCAUCAACCGCAGCCGCCGCCGCCGCAGGGACCUCCUGCACAGCCGCCGCCCAGCAGGCCGGCCCCAGCGCUCACAGAACCGUCGGGCUGGGGCGGCACGUCUCCUGCUGCUCCUUCUGUAGACAACGGCACCGCAGCCUGGGGCAAACCCAGCGACGCUCCUACUGGCUGGGGCGACCCUGACGAGGCUGCAGGGAAGACGGCAUGCUGGGGAAACCCUUCUUCAAACUCAAUCAGACCUGGUUCAAAGUCUAUGCAAGAUGGCUGGGGGGACAAGGAGAGUUCGGUGGCAGCUUCGCGCCACUCCAGCUGGGAGGAUGAAGAGGAGGGAGGCGGCAUGUGGAACAGCACAGGUUCCCAGGGAAGUGGCUCCUCUUGGGGCCAAGGAAGCAAUGGAGGCUGGGGCCAAAGCAACCCGGUGAAAAAGCCCAGCAGCAAGGGUCCUCUGAAGGCUGGAGGAGAUUCCUGGAUGAGUCCCAUCAACAGACAGUUCUCCAACAUGGGUCUUCUGAACGAUGACCCCAGUGGGCCGAACAUCGACCUUCCUCCUGCUUCUCUUCACGAGAAGAAAAUGGAGGCAGAGAAAAGAAGCAUGGGAGUGAGUGAUUACAACGGAGACAUGAGAAAAGGAGGAAGAGGAGGAGGUCCGAGCGGAGGAGUGAUCUAUCGUCCUCCUGGCUCCAAAGACCCGGCACAGGUGGAUGCGGGGUCUUACUACGACAAGGCCUUGCAUUUGAUCAAUCAGGAUGGGUGCCUUGGGGAGGAGGGUCCUUCCUCCCUGUACUCACCACCCACCGCCUACAAGUCCCAUUCCCUCUUCAACCACCCUCUCCCCGUUAGACAAGGCGGUCACGGUAUCUUUGGCAGUACUGGAGGAAUGGUCCAAUCAAGGCAUCAGCCAAGUGUCCCCCCGAUGAACCAGUCCCCAGGGAUGCGAGCACAAGUGCCUCAUCAGUUCCUGUCACCUCAGGUGCCGGGGUCCAUGCUGAAGCCGAUGCCCCCUCCCAGCGGGAGCGUAGGAGGCGUUGGGGGCAUGGGAGGCGUGGCAGGAGUCGGGGGCGGGGUGUUCCCUCCGCAGCUCUCCCCUCAGCAUAUCGCCAUGCUCAGCAGCAUCUACCCGCCUCAGAUCCAGCUGCAGCUGGCUUGUCAGCUCUUGUUGCAGCAGCAGCAGCAGCCGCCUCAGCAGCAGCAGCAGAUCCUGCAGAACCAGAGGAAGUUUGCUCCAAAUGUGCGGCAGCAAUCCGACCCUCAGCAGCUGGCCAGGAUCAUGGCGGUGCUCCAGCAGCAGAGGCAGCACCAGCAGAUUGGAGGCCUAGGUGGCGGCUCCAAGCUGUCCCCCUCCCACCACGGUGGACUGGGUCCCAAGCUUCCCGGCGCCGAAGCUCUGCCCCAUCCGGGCCUGGCCGGGUCCGUGGCUGACCUGCAGCACAAAGCGUUCGGACCCUACUCUGGGUUUGGUUCUGCUGUGAACCUCCCGGGUCUGGAUCUUGGAGGCUCUAUUGUGGGGGGGCCCGGAGCCGUGAAGGACCUCGGGGCCCAGCAGUCCCGUUUCAAAUGGAUGAUGGAGGGAAACUGCUCUCCUGAUACUUCCUCGCCUGAAAACGUGUACCAAAAAAACGGUCCCGUCACCCCCAUAAAGAUGCCAGGGAGCUCGCCCUACUCCCAGUUUGACAUCCUGGGCGGAGACGCACCGAGUGACAACUGGCAUCGCACCCCUGGCAACAAGAUGGCCGCCAAGCCUACCAACACGCCCAGCUGGCCUCCUGAGUUUCAGCCCGGCGUGCCCUGGAAGGGGAUCGAUCGAGUCGAUCCGGAGUCCGACCCGUACAUGACGCCAGGGAGCAUGAUGGGAAACGCGGUUUCUCCCGGUCUCAACGACACAGAGCACCAGUUGUUACAAGACAAUACCGAUUCCACCCCUCCCCUGAACACCUUGCUGCCUUCACCUGGUGCCUGGCCCUAUAGUGCCUCAGACAGCCUUCUUAACAAUGCACACAACUCAGCAAAGUACACAGACUACAAGGCCAGCUGGCCCCCAGAGCCGUUCGGACACAAGUCGUGGAAGGCGAGCCGUGGCAGCAGCCAGGCCCAGUUGUCCCGCCCCCCCCCGGGCCUGGCCAGUCAGAAGCAGCCGUCGGCCUCCCCCUGGUCAGGAGGAGCUCCCCGGCUGGCUGGACGAGGCUGGGGGAGCGGCUCCAGCAGCACCGGCUCCGCCUGGAGUGACGGAAACUCUCGGGAAAGCAGCUGGUUGGUGCUCAGCAACCUCACCCCCCAGAUCGACGGCUCCACCCUGAGAACCAUUUGCAUGCAGCACGGCCCCCUGCUGACCUUUCACCUCGGCCUGACCCAGGGCUCGGCUCUGAUUCGCUACGGGUCCAGACAGGAGGCGGCCAAGGCGCAGAGCGCCCUCCACAUGUGCGUUCUGGGUAACACCACCAUCUUGGCGGAGUUUGUGAGCGAGGAGGAGGUCGGCCGUUAUAUUGCACAUUCCCAGGCCGGCGUGGCUGGGAGCGAAGGAACCUCUGCUGCCUCUGCAGGCCUGGGGCCCACGGGGGCCUCCGCUGUCGGGACCGGCGCCAACGGAGGGAGCUGCGACCGGGGCGGAGCCGGCGGCGGCGGGGGCGUCGCAGCAGAGGGCGCCCCCCCGGCGGCAGGAGCCUCGUCUUCCAGCUCAGGGUGGCAGAGCCUAGACGGCACAGGCAGCUCAUCGGACCCGUCCGCCGGCCAGGGGCCCGGCCUCGGCAUCUUCACGCAGUGGAGCAGCAACGGGGCCGGCGUGGGCGGGGGGGACGGCGGGAGGCAGGGCCUCUGGGGGGGGAUGGGGGGGAUGAGCGGCGCGGGGUACCCCGGCGGCGGCAGCAGCCUGUGGGGCUCCCCGGCGCUGGAGGACCGUCACCAGAUGGGAAGCCCCGCCUCCCUGCUGCCGGGGGACCUGCUGGGCGGGGGGGCCGACUCCAUCUGACACCUUCCACGCUCGCCGCCCGCUCCACCUUUAAAUGAAGACAACAGGAAAACUUGAACCGGGGGGGGGCGUGAACCCAUGAAAGUUUUUAGGACUUUUUACUCCAAACGUGGCCAUCAGCAUCCAGAGAGCGCUCAGGCAUGCACUGCAGGCCGGCUCAGCCAGAGUCCCGGCAGGUUUCAGCGUGCCGCCUCUUCUUUUUUAUCACUAUUUAACGUCUCCAGUCACACUUGCAGACUGAGCCCUGGUAGACCUGGCCCGACCCGGAGGGGGGGGGGGGGGAGUCAGGGGCGGCGCCGCACUACUGAACCAGAGGGACGAGCGUCUGAGGCCUGGAGGCAGCGACGCAGGAAGUCUGCAGGGACCCCGGGGGGGGGGGGGGG